Molecule: messenger RNA, 963 nt
Organism: Mesocricetus auratus (golden hamster)
Lineage: Eukaryota; Metazoa; Chordata; Mammalia; Rodentia; Cricetidae
Gene: Atraid
Product: all-trans retinoic acid induced differentiation factor
Exons: 7
Coding region: 59-745 (228 amino acids)
Biological process (GO): positive regulation of osteoblast differentiation
Cellular component (GO): intracellular membrane-bounded organelle
Source: RefSeq, a predicted model, not a curated record
GGGCGGGGCCUCGCGCUCGGCUCUCGCGAGCUGUCAAGAAGGUCGAAAGGAGUGGAAAAUGGCGCCGAGCGAGCCGGGCGGUUCUGUGAACCCGGUACCUUGGGCUGCUGCCCUGCUCCUGGCUGUGGGCAUGGAAGGGGCUCUGGCUCUACCUGAGAUUUGUACCCAGUGUCCGGGAGGCGUGCAAAAUACGUCCAGAGUAGCUGUUUACUGUGAGAAUACAUCGGCGUUAAUGCAAGCCCGAUGCUGCCUGAAUCAGAAGGGCACCAUCUUGGGGAUAGAUCUCCAGAACUGUUCCUUGAAGGAUCCUGGUCCGAAGUUUCUUCAGGCUUCUGCUGCUGUUAUCAUAGACCUUCAAGCAAAUCCUCUCAAGGGUGGUUUGACCAACAUCUUCCGUGGCUUUACCAAUCUCCAGACUCUGAUACUACCACCAGAUGUCACCUGUCCUGGAGGUAUUAAUGCCUGGGAAAAUAUUACCUCUUUCAUGGACAAGCAAAUUUGCCAAGGGCAAAAGGACCUGUGCAAUAGCACUGGAAGCCCAGAAAUGUGUCCUGAGAAUGGCUCUUGUGCACCGGAAGGCCCUGGUCUUUUGCAGUGCGUUUGUGCGGAUGGUUUCCACGGAUACAAGUGUAUGAGGCAGGGCUCCUUUUCGCUGCUUAUGUUCUUUGGGAUUCUGGGGUCCACCACGCUAGCCAUCUCCAUUCUACUUUGGGGAACUCAGCGCCGAAAGGCCAAGGCUUCAUGAACCUCACAGGGCUUCUUGCUCACCCGAGAUCGCUCUGAUCAUGACAAACAUUACUCGCCAGCCAGCGGAUCCUGCUCAAGGCUGAAGCGGCCAUUGAUAAUGAAGGAAGGUGUCAAAUUUUACCACUUCGGGGUGGUGGACACUCGGUUCAGGAGCGGACGAGUACUUGCAUGUAUUAUUGACUACAAUAAACACUUUUUUUCCAUUGUUUUAGGAAA